CUUCAGUUCGAUUGUCUGAGUCUCCAAGAAUUUUCCUGGUCCUGUCUCGGUAUUUUCAAAUCAGAACCCAGUAAUGAAUGGGUUUGAGUUGGAUGAUUCAUCUUCCCCUUCAUCUGGCACAAGCUCAAUCAGAGAAUCCACGGAACCGAAUAAAUAUUCCAACCCCUUCCUCAGAUACAUAAGUGACAUCCUCAUGGAUGAGGAAGAUGAUUUGGAGCGCAAACCCUGCAUGUUGCAGGAAUGUUUAAGACUCCAGGCUGCUGAAAAAUCAUUCUAUGAUGCUCUUGGUCAAACCUAUCCUUCAUCACUUCAUGAUGAUAGCGUAAGUAGCACAGACCCAGAUGGAGAUUAUGGUCGCACUGCAAGUUUUGAGAGCAAUGGAAGCUGCACCACUGAUAAUUCAUAUGAUUCUGACAGUGUCAACCUUGUGGGUGAGUUUGACUCUUCUUUCCUUCAACUACAAACCCCUCUAAUUGAUUCCCCUGAAAACACAUAUUAUGUAGCUCCUGAUCCAUUUAGGGAGUCACAAGCUACUGGCCAUUUAGGUUCGGGUUCGGGUUCGGGUUCAGGUUCAGGUUCAGCACCUAGAGAAAAGAGAAUCCAUGAGAUGGAUGAUACUUGUCAUGAACAAGAGAGAAGAGGCAGCAAGGUUUCAGCUGUCUUUUCUGACGAUUCAGAGCCACCAGAGAUAUUGGAUGAGGUACUGCGUUAUCAGAGUGGAAGAAGUCAUCGUGCUGCUACUGAACCAUCACAGAAUGUUGACUCAGGAGGAGGAGGAGGAGGAGGUGCAUCCAAUGGAAAGGCAACACGUUUGCGUUCAAAGAAAGUGUCCAACACCAACAUGGAAGAAACAACCGUAGAUUUAUGGACCCUGCUAACUCAAUGUGCACAGGCUGUGGCAAACUAUGACCAAAGGAAUGCAAAUGACCUACUCAAGCACAUUAGGCAACACUCUUCACCUUUUGGGGACGGACUCCAGCGUUUAGCUCAUUAUUUUGCCAAUGGCCUUGAGACAAGGUUGGCUGCUGGAACACCAUCAUAUAUGCCACUAGAUGUCGCAACUGCUGCAGAUAUGUUGAAAGCUUACAAACUAUUUGUUACUGCGUCUCCUUUGCAAAGGAUGACAAAUUAUUUGACAACCAAUACAAUUAUUAGACUGGUGAAAAAUGAGACCAGUGUUCAUAUUAUUGACUUUGGCAUUUGCUAUGGUUUCCAGUGGCCAUGCCUUAUCAAGAAACUGUCAGAAAGACAUGGUGGUCCUCCAAAGCUUCAUAUAACAGGAAUUGAUCUUCCUCAGCCAGGAUUUAGGCCUGAAGAAAGGGUUGAGGAGACAGGGAAGCGUUUGGGAAACUACUGCAAAAAGUUCAAGGUUCCAUUUGAAUACAAUUGCCUUGCACAGAAAUGGGAAACUAUCAAACUUGAGGAUCUGAAGAUAGACAGGAAUGAGAUAACUGUUGUGGGCUGUUUUUACCGACUGAAGAACCUGCCUGAUGAAACUGUGGCAACAAGCUGUUCAAGAGAUGCUGUGUUGAAGUUGAUCAGGAAGAUAAAUCCAAACAUGUUCAUACAUGGGAUUGUAAAUGGUACUUAUAGUGCACCAUUUUUCCUCACUCGGUUCAGGGAGGCACUUUACCACUUCUCAUCGCUGUUUGAUAUGUUUGAGGCUAAUGUGCCUCGUGAAGAUACGCAAAGGGUGAUGCUUGAGAAAGGCUUGUUUGGAAGGGAUGCCAUCAAUGUCAUAGCGUGUGAAGGGGCAGAGAGGGUUGAAAGGCCAGAGACCUACAAGCAGUGGCAGAUUAGGAACCGGAGAGCUGGGUUCAAGCAACUGCGGUUCGAUCCAGAGUUUGUGAAUGAUAUCAAAUCGGUGGUGAAGAUGGAAUAUCAUAAAGAUUUUAUUGUCGAUGAGGAUGGCAAGUGGGUUUUGCAGGGGUGGAAAGGGCGUAUUCUAAAUGCUUUUUCUGUUUGGGUUCCAGCUUAAGCAACAUCCAAAAGAUAUCUUGUAAUCUAUACUCUUAGGCCAGUUGAAACAAUGUAAUA
Molecule: messenger RNA, 2037 nt
Organism: Gastrolobium bilobum
Lineage: Eukaryota; Viridiplantae; Streptophyta; Magnoliopsida; Fabales; Fabaceae
Product: scarecrow-like protein 9
Exons: 2
Coding region: 74-1978 (634 amino acids)
Biological process (GO): regulation of DNA-templated transcription
Cellular component (GO): nucleus
Molecular function (GO): DNA-binding transcription factor activity; sequence-specific DNA binding
Source: RefSeq, a predicted model, not a curated record